UGGAAUGCAACGGCUUAGCCGCGGUCCGUAGCCUGGGGAAAGCCUCCUCCUCGGGCUAUCCCCCGCCUGUUUUGCCCCCAGCAUGUCCUCCACUUGGCGAUUCAUGCGGUUUCUUAUAGAAGUUCUAGAGAGCGUGCAGUGACACUCCCAACCUUUGAUUUAUUCAUUGCCUCACAGCUGAAACCAUGGCUGGAGCGGUGCGCCAACCCAUCGACGUCCCCUCCCUGGAGCGUUAUCUCGACCACAAUGUACCCGCUAUCAAGACCCCCCUGGACGUGAAGCAGUUCGGCUUUGGCCAAUCCAAUCCGACCUACCAGAUCACUACCGCCGAUGGAAGUAAAUACGUCCUCCGCAAGAAGCCCCCGGGCAAGCUGCUCUCAAAAACGGCUCACAAAGUCGAGCGGGAAUACAAGAUUAUACAUGCCCUGGAACAUACCGAUGUGCCGGUCCCCAAGGCCUACUGUCUCUGUGAGGAUAGCAGCGUCAUCGGGACCCCCUUUUACAUCAUGGAAUUCCUGGACGGACGGCACUUUACUGAUCCUGCCAUGCCGGGGGUCGACCCCGCAGAGAGAACGGCCCUCUGGCAGGAUGCGGUCCGUACGUUGGCCAAGUUCCAUCGAGUCGUUCCCAAAUUGGUCGGACUAGAUGGGUUCGGAAAACCGACGGGCUUCUAUGAUCGACAGAUCGCCACCUUCACAGCCGUAUCUCGUGCCCAGGCGCAAGCCGUGGAUGUGGAGACAAAGGAGCCUGUCGGAGAGCUGCCUCAUUUCAUGGACAUGGUGCACUUCUUUGCCGACAAGAAGACGCAGCCGCAGGACCGUGGCACGCUCGUGCACGGGGAUUAUAAAAUCGAUAAUAUGAUAUUCCACAAAUCCGAGCCGCGAGUCAUUGGCCUUUUGGAUUGGGAGAUGGCCACGGUGGGGCAUCCGUUGUCCGACCUCUGCAACCUCACUAGUCCCUACUUCCUGGACACAGUGGAUCACAAGAAGGAGAUGUUCAGCCCAGCCCUGGUGCCUGGCUUGCCCGCCCGGGCGGACUGUCUAAAUUGGUACCGGGAGGUAUCCGGCUACGACCCCACCGGGGAUAUAUCAUGGGGCGACGCCUUCUUCACGUGGAGAAGCUCAGUGAUUAUGCACGGCAUCAAGGCACGGUAUGCGCUCAGACAGGCCAGUAGUGCUCGCGCAGCCGAGUAUGCCAGGAGUACCGAACCGUUCGCGUUGGAGGCUUGGGAACGGGUUAAGAAGGCGCAAGCCCAGAUCCGCCAGAAGGGCAAACUGUAGUCAGGAACGGACCAACCUCCCGAGAGUCCAUGCUCACCAAGAACGAAGCUGGUGUGGGGUAAGCAUUAUAGUUCUCUUCUGUGGCAUAGCUACCCAUGUAUGUACGGUAAGCCGGACCAGCUGUGAUCAAUCAUCCAGUCGGGGAUCCCGAGAGAAGCAAUAGUCGGGAUGAGAAUCCUGAUGUGGGCUCAUUCCUCCUUCAUCAUUAUUUCCUCCCAACACCGUACUAUGCCGCAGGAUGGCCCUAUGGCCUAUGUAUGCAACAGGAUGACACUAACUCUUUUCACGGGAGGCGUAUGAAAGCCGAAAAGUCCAUGCGCCAGUAAGGCUGUACGGAUGGGAAUCCAC
This is a messenger RNA of Aspergillus sclerotioniger CBS 115572, 1628 nucleotides long. Its product is annotated as phosphotransferase family protein. The record is from RefSeq and is a predicted model, not a curated record. Lineage: Eukaryota; Fungi; Ascomycota; Eurotiomycetes; Eurotiales; Aspergillaceae. Gene Ontology annotation, biological process: protein phosphorylation. Gene Ontology annotation, molecular function: protein kinase activity. Bases 186 to 1280 code for a protein of 364 amino acids. The transcript has 3 exons.